Messenger RNA from Paramisgurnus dabryanus, 2546 nucleotides. It is a transcript of the gene smarcd1, whose product is annotated as SWI/SNF related BAF chromatin remodeling complex subunit D1. The record is from RefSeq and is a predicted model, not a curated record. Lineage: Eukaryota; Metazoa; Chordata; Actinopteri; Cypriniformes; Cobitidae.
CACAUCUCACCGGCUUCGCUGCUGUGUGUUCGCUCUGCGGUUCCCUGAGAAGAUGGCGGCUCGUGGAGGUUUUCAGCCUGCGACACCCGGAGGCGGCGGAGCACCGAUGGGACCCGGGCCACCGGUGGCUGGUUCGGGGCCCGGUAUGGGGCCCGGUACCCCGUCAGGACGGAUGGGACCCGGCGGGCCACAGAACCACAUGUACCGAUCACCGAUGCCCGGAUACCCGAGACCAGGAAUGCCUCCAACCAAUCGUAUGACCCCUCAGGGACCCUCAAUGGGGCCUCCAGGUUACGGGGCCAGUCCAGUAUCCCGCCCCGGGAUGCCCGUCAUGGACCCGUCCCGUAAGAGACCGGCACCGACUCAAAUCCAGCAGGUCCAACAACAGAACCGCAACCAACAUGCCAAGAAGAAGAAAAUGGCGGAUAAAAUUCUACCUCAGAGAAUCAGAGAGCUUGUACCCGAGUCUCAGGCAUACAUGGACCUGCUGGCAUUUGAGAGAAAACUCGAUCAGACCAUCAUGCGCAAGAGGCUCGACAUUCAGGAAGCUCUCAAGAGACCCAUCAAGCAAAAACGGAAACUGCGUAUAUUCAUUUCCAACACCUUCAACCCCGCCAAGCCGGACGCUGAGGAUGGUGAAGGAACCGUUGCAUCAUGGGAGCUGCGUGUGGAGGGCCGACUUCUAGAAGACACCGCUGUGUCCAAGUAUGAAGCUACCAAGCAGAAGAGGAAGUUUUCUUCGUUUUUUAAGUCUUUAGUUAUCGAGUUGGAUAAAGAUUUAUAUGGACCUGACAAUCAUCUAGUGGAGUGGCACAGAACGGCCACGACUCAGGAGACGGAUGGAUUUCAGGUGAAGAGACCUGGAGAUGUUGGUGUUCGCUGUACUGUUCUCCUCAUGCUCGACUACCAGCCUCCUCAGUUUAAGUUGGACCCCAGACUGGCCCGACUGCUGGGUAUUCACACUCAGACCCGACCCGUCAUCAUUCAGGCUCUGUGGCAGUAUGUGAAGACCCAUAAACUUCAGGAUCCUCAUGAGAGAGAAUUCAUCAACUGUGACAAAUACCUCCAACAGAUCUUUGAAACCCAAAGGAUGAAGUUCUCUGAGAUCCCUCAGCGUCUGCACGCUCUACUGAUGCCCCCCGAGCCAAUCAUCAUCAACCACGUCAUAAGUGUGGAUCCCAAUGAUCAGAAGAAGACUGCGUGUUAUGAUAUAGACGUGGAGGUGGACGACACACUGAAGACACAGAUGAACUCUUUUCUACUGUCCACGGCCAGCCAGCAGGAGAUCGCUGGUCUUGACAACAAGAUCCAUGAGACCAUCGAGACGAUAAACCAGCUGAAGACUCAAAGAGAGUUCAUGUUGAGUUUCGCACGAGAUCCACAGGGUUUCAUCAAUGAUUGGCUACAGUCACAGUGCAGAGAUCUGAAGACGAUGACCGAUGUUGUCGGGAACCCAGAGGAGGAGAGACGGGCCGAGUUUUACUUUCAACCCUGGGCUCAGGAGGCCGUCUGCCGUUAUUUCUAUUCAAAGGUUCAGCAGAGGAGACAGGAGCUGGAGCAGGCUCUUGGCAUUCGAAACACAUAAGUGUUCAUUGCGAAAGAAGAGGACCAGAAGGUUUUUUGGGUGGCGUCUGUCCUGCUGCAGGCUCUGAUCACUACAGUUAUUUUACAUUUAUCUUAUAUUGUCCUGCUGUAGCUGCCCAGGAGACCCUUUAAGAGAAAUUCGUAUUUUUCGUGACUCCGCUUAAUGAUUUUCAUAGCGGUGACCAAACUGACAGACUCCGAGGUUUUUGUUUGUUAUAAAAAACACGAACGCUAAGUAUUAGCAAAUCGUCCCAAAUAAUUUUCCUGAGGGGUCGUUGUUUAUUUUUAAAGUUUUCGCUUUUGUCUUUGAUAUUUUAUUGUUCUCAUAUUAUGAACUUUAUGAAGAUUAGUCUAGUUAAGCAUAGAUGAUGAUGAUGAUGAUAAAGAACUUAGUUUAGUACUUGAUGAAAUAUUUAGAUCUUGAAGUCAGUUGGCGUCCACUGGUUAAAGUUUUCUGUAACGUUCAGUAAUCGACUUUUCCAUAGUGGUUUUAGUCUGACGUGUUAGCGAACAAGAUUAGACGUACUACUGAUCGACCCGUUUGCGUAUUGAUCUUUCGGUGACAGUUUAAGCUGUAAAGUAGAUCCACUUUAACCUUGCUGUGAUAUGCAUAUUAAUACAUUUGAAGAAAUUACCUCUGUGGUUUAAUGGUUCAUUAAAUUCUCGUCUUUAUUGUCGACUUGUUGGUCGUUAACUGCAAUACGGAAAACCUGCUAUAAUCCUCGGCUGCACUGGCAUUUUUAUUUGCAUAUGAAGAUACACCAUGGCUUCUUCCACCUAAGUAAUUUAAACAUUUAGAAAUGAUUUUAACAUUCUUGCCUAGGUAGUUAACUAUUUUUGUAAGGCCAUGCAUUUGCUUUGACUGAAGAUCCAUUUUUAAUGUUACGUUUUUUCUUUAAUGGACCAAAUGUUGUAUUUUUCUGUUAGCUUUUGUGUUAUAAUAAAGAUUAUCUUGUAUUGAA